This is a messenger RNA of Brassicogethes aeneus, 500 nucleotides long. The record is from the annotation of a GenBank genome assembly. Lineage: Eukaryota; Metazoa; Arthropoda; Insecta; Coleoptera; Nitidulidae.
GUGAGAACAAAUUAUAUAGGUAUAUAAUAAAUAAUAUUAUAAUAAAAUAUUAACCUAUGCCUGUAGUACUAAGGAAAUUUUUUAAUAAUAUAAAUUCAAAUACUAUUCGAACAAUGUCCAAAAAGAGCAAAAUCAAAUCUACAGACAAAGCAAAGGACCUAAAAACACAGGAUGUAGGACCGAUCACAAAAGAUAAAUCGAAUAAUAUUCUUAUUUCUAUACUGGCCAAACCAGGUGCAAAACAGAAUGGAAUUACAGGUAUAACUGAAGAAGGUGUUGGGGUGCAAAUAAAUGCCCCCCCAAGUGAAGGAGAGGCAAAUAUAGAACUCGUAAAGUACAUGGCAUCAGUACUAGGUCUUAGAAAAAGCGAUGUUGUUUUUGAUAGGGGCUUUAAAUCUAGAUCAAAGACGCUAAAGAUCACAGGAGAUAUUAGUUUGGAGGAUGUGCGAAGUAAAAUUGAGACUGAAAUUACUAAUACCUAACAAUAAAUAAUUUAAAAC